Rubroshorea leprosula is the source of this 4166-nucleotide messenger RNA. The record is from the annotation of a GenBank genome assembly. NCBI's taxonomy places the organism in Eukaryota, Viridiplantae, Streptophyta, Magnoliopsida, Malvales, Dipterocarpaceae.
GACUUCAUAGAACCAGUCAUGAAUAUUGUGAAGGAUGUUGUACCUAUAGCUAAGAAAUAUUUCAAGUAUCAGAUACGUCACAAUGAUUAUGUCAAUGAAUUCAAAGAAAAGCAAAAACAGCUGAAGCGCCGACGGCAAGACGUUGAAGAAGAACUGCAUGCUCAACUUAGGAAGCCAGGGAAGAUUGCAAAGAAGGAAGUUCAAGCUUGGCUAGAGAAAGCAGACCAAGAAACUGCAGAAGAAGUGAUUGAAGAUCUAAUCUACAAAGGGGGCUUUUUGACAUAUAUUUUCUCCUCAAGAAAGCUCGAUGAAAGGACUCAAUCACUGACUGAAGGAAUAUUUAAGCAAGGAGAAAAAUACACUAGUGCUGAUGAGUUGGUCGUAGAUACUCCCUCAAUUGAGUAUUGGGAAACUGUAUUUGUAGAAAGGCAAAAGCAGCUGGAGCUCCGACAGAAAGACAUUCAAGCAAAAUUGGAGACUCAACUUAUGCAGCCUGGAAAGAUUGCAAGCAUGGAAGUUGAAGAUUGGUUGAAGAAAGUAGGCCAACAAAUUCCCAUAAAGGUUGAAGAUCUAAUCAACCAAGGGGGAUGCUCCUCCCUAUCCAACCUCAGGAGAAAAAUUGAAGAAUUGAAGCAAAUAUUUGAGCAAGGAGAAAAAUUUACUAAUGCUGGUGAGAGUUUGGUCACGGAUGUUUACUCAAGUGAGCAUGGUGCAACUGUAUUUAAAGAAAUGCAAGAGCAGCUGAAGCUCCGACAGAAAGACAUUGAGGCAAAAUUGGAGACUUCACUUCGGCAGCCUAGAAAGAUGGCAAGCAAUGAAGUUAAAGGCUGGAUGGAGAAAGCAAGCCAACAGAUUGACAUAAAGGUUGAAGAUCUGAUCAGCCAAGGGGAAUGUUCCUCUCCAUCCAACCUCUGGAAAAAAAUUAAAGAAUUGAGCCAAAUACUUGAGCAAGGAAAAGAAUUCACUAAUGCUGAUGUGAUUUUGGUCAUAGAUGAUCACUCAAUCAAAGGAUUUCCACUUGUCGUUGAAAAAUGUAGGGGCAGGGAUGAAAUACAAGAAAAAAUUCUGGAAUGGUUGAAGGGAGACAAGGUUGCAAGAAUUGCAGUUUCGGGAAUGGGUGGUGUGGGGAAGACAACAGUUAUGAAGAAUGUCCACAACCAACUGUUGAAUGAAUCCAAAUUUAAGAAAAUUAUUUGGGUAACAGUGUCAAAAGACUUUAACAUUACUGUCCAGCAGAAAAAGAAGUUUGAUAUUCUCCAGUUUCAGAAAAAGAUUGCAAGUAGCUUGGAAUUAGAACAAGAGCCAGAUCAUGAGAAUGAAACCAAGCUUGCUGCAUUGAUUUCACAAAGGUUGGGGCAGAGCAGCUUCCUGCUAAUUCUGGAUGAUGUGUGGGAGCCUUUUUCUCUAGAAGAUGUUGGAAUUUCUAAUCCAGUUGGAAAUAAUGGUUGCAAGUUAGUGCUCACGACACGGUCAAAAGACGUUGCUCGUGCAAUGGAUUGUAAUGUGAUCCAUGUGAACCCUCUUCCACCUGAAGAAGCAUUAGAAUUAUUCUCGGAGAAAAUUGGAAGUGAUGUUUAUGAAUGCCUAGAACAACAAUGCCAGGAGUGUUUUUUAUGUUGUGCAUUGUAUCCUGAAGAUUAUGAAAUCAAAAAGGAGGAGUUAAUUGAGUAUUGGAUUGAGGAGGGGCUUAUAUAUAAAGAAGGGAAAACUAGGGAGGCAAUGAAUUGGAAGGGUCAUGAUAUACUCGAUAAGCUAGUUAACAACUGCUUGUUGCAGUCGGUUAAAAGAGAAGAAUGUGUGAGUAUGCAUGAUCUUCUCCGAGAAAUGGCACUGGAAAUCAAUCCUCAAUUCUUGGUGAAAGCCGGCAUAUCCUUGGAGAAGUUACCAGAGGAGCAUGAAUGGAGAGAAAAUCUUUUGAAGGUUUCUUUAAUGAGGAAUCACAUAAUAGAAAUUCCUUCAAGCAUGCCGUCUCCAAGGUGUCCUAUGCUCACAACCUUGCUGUUGUCUGAUAAUAAGAUUUCAACAAUUCCAGAAGCUUUUUUUGAGCAUAUGCUUGGGCUCAAGAUCCUUGAUCUUUCCUACAAUUAUCAGCUAUGUAAGCUGCCGAGUUCUAUCUCCAAAUUGGAGAAGCUUACUACAUUGUUGCUAUAUGAAUGUGAGUCCUUAAGAGAGGUACCAGCAUUAUCCAACCUUGUAGGGUUAAAAAAGUUGGACCUUUUUAGGACAUCAAUUGAAGAACUACCGCAAGGCCUCAACAUGUUAACAAAUCUAAAAUAUCUUGGUCUUGGUGGAAGAUUAUCUGAAACUCUUGAUGAACCGCUACAAAAUCUCUCCAAACUUCAGCAUUUACUAGUAAAUCCCGAUGGCGAAACAGAAUUUAAAUGGGAGACGAUUGGAAUUUGGGGGAAGCUUCAAAACCUUGAGAAGCUGGAUCUUUUUUCUUUGCAUAACUUGAAUAUGGUGUUUGGGGAAGUAGGAGCAAUUGCUGAGUCAGCAUCGCUACCAGCUGGCACAUUUUCCUCUCUUCAAUAUAUUAGUGUUUGGCGAUGUAAUAAAAUAAAGAAGUUAUGCUUGGUGAGGUGGUUGGAAUAUCUCCAGAAACUACAGACUGUUGAGGUUGGUAAAUGUGAGCAACUGGAGGAGAUAAUAGGGUCUGAAUCUAAAGAAGGAGAAAAAGUCACUCUACCCAACUUAGAAAGGUUGGAAUUGACAAGUUUGCCCUUAUUGAAGACCAUCUAUAGCGGUUCUUUGAUUUGUGAUUCCAUCAAGAAGAUUGCAAUUUUUGAUUGUAAAAAUAUAGAGAGUGUUUUUUGGUUCGGGUUCAACCCACUUCCAUAUCUUGAAUAUCUGGAACUUACAAUUUUAAAGGAUCUAAAAUGUGUGUUUGAUGAAGAAGGUCUUGGUUUAUCGCCACAUGUACCUCCCACAAGCUUUUUCUCUCUUAAAGAAAUUAGGGUUGAAGGAUGUGAUCAAUUAAAGAAGGUAUUCUCAUCUGGAUGGCUGCUCCACUACUUCCAAUCUCUAGAGACUAUUAAGGUUAAACACUGUUCGCAAAUGGAGGAGCUGAUAUCGUCAUCGGCACAUGAAGAAGAAAAAGUCACUCUACCCAAGUUAAAAAGUUUGGAAUUGACAAUUUUGCCCUUGUUGAAGACCAUCUAUAGCGGUUCUUUGAUUUGUGAUUCCAUCAAGAAGAUUGCAAUUUAUGGUUGUGGAAAUAUAGAGAGUGUUUUUUGGUCCGGGUUCAAUCCACUUCCAAAUCUUGAAUAUCUAGUCCUUUCUUAUUUAAAGAAUUUGAAAUCCGUGUUUUAUGAAGAAGGUUUUGGUUUAUCGCCGCCACGUGUACCUCCCACAAGCUUUUUCUCUCUUAAAGAAAUUAGGGUUGAAGGAUGUGAUCAAUUAAAGAAGGUAUUCUCAUCUGGAUGGCUGCUCUGCUACUUCCAAUCACUAGAGACUAUUGAGGUUUCACGUUGUUCGCAAAUGGAGGAGCUGAUAUCGUCAUCGGCACAUGAAGAAGAAAAAGUCACUCUACGCAAGUUAGAAGAGUUGAAAUUGACAAGAUUGCCCUUAUUGAAGAGCAUCUGCAGCAGCUCCAGUGUGUUGAUUUGUGAUUCCAUCCAAAGUCUGAGGAUUAACCACUGCAAGAAGCUAAAGAGGAUUCCUUUGAAUUUUCCCUUGAUUGAUAAUGCCCAAUCAUCUCAUCCUCCUUCCCUCAAAGAAAUUGUGGUAUUCCCAAAAGAAUGGUGGGAAUCAUUGGAAUGGGACCAUCCCAAUGCAAAAGACAUCCUUUUCCCUUUCUGUAAAUUUCAGCUGAUAGGGGAGUGAAGCGGACCGCAAAUCAAUUAGGAUUCGGCUCGGUAACCACAAGAAAGUUGGAGGAAAUCACAUAUGCACUAGUUGCUGUUGCUAUUGGGUUUUCAAUGUAAUAUAAUCUUUGUUUUUCUUUUGCUGUCUGUGUUGUGUGUUUAAAUAUGUCCAAUUUUAAGUGGAAAACUGUAAAUGUUUGUUUCUUUAUUAUCUGUGUAAUGUUGUCUUUGAAACUGUGUGUGAAAAAGACUUGAAACUGUAUUUGCUUUUCUUGUAAUAUGUAUUUCAAUUUAUUGCAUUUGCAUAUCUCCUCAAAUUUCAUUCAGCAACAUUAUCAUCAUCAACAAAAACCGAGACUUACU